Brassica oleracea var. oleracea is the source of this 1344-nucleotide messenger RNA. Its product is annotated as putative cysteine-rich receptor-like protein kinase 32. Bases 112 to 1344 code for a protein of 410 amino acids. The transcript is spliced from 7 exons. The record is from RefSeq and is a predicted model, not a curated record. Gene Ontology annotation, molecular function: protein kinase activity; ATP binding. NCBI's taxonomy places the organism in Eukaryota, Viridiplantae, Streptophyta, Magnoliopsida, Brassicales, Brassicaceae. Gene Ontology annotation, biological process: protein phosphorylation.
UGCUCUAAAACAAUAUCUUGUCAGAUGAUUCUCUGUUUUAUCCUCGCGAUUAGCUUCCGAUUUUAGCAAAAAGGUACGGGGACUCGCAGUAUUUCAGACGCAACAUUACUUAUGAAACAAGCGAUACAUUCAAAGUGUAUUCCGGGGUUAUCCUCUAAGCAAUGUGAAAUCUGUGUUCGAGAUAGUCUGAGAGACUACCAGAAUUGCUGCAAUGGGUUUAUGGGUGGAACCAUUCGCAAACCGGUGUGCUAUUUCCUGUGGGAUGGUUAUGCAUAUUUUGGUGCCUUUAAUGAUACGCCAUCUGCACCUACCCAAGAAUCUCAACCCGGGCCGAUUCUUUCUCCUCCUACUCCACCUCCUCUUACUACUGGAGCCAUUGUGGGGAUUGUCGUCUCCACAGUUAUAUUUGUGGUGCUGGUCAUUUUAGGAUUAUUUAUUUGGAAGAAAAAACAAUCAUACAAAACAUUAAAACCUCAAACUGAUGAUGACAUGACAAGUCCACAGUCCCUGCAAUUUGAUUUUGGGACAAUCGAAGCGGCAACAGAUGGAUUUUCAAGGAACAACAAGUUAGGUCAAGGUGGAUUUGGUGAAGUUUACAAGGGAACAUUAUUAGAUGGAACUGAAGUUGCGGUGAAGCGCCUAUUGCGAAAUUCAGGGCAAGGCACACAAGAGUUCAAGAACGAGGUUGUGAUCGUGGCUAAGCUUCAGCACAAGAACCUUGUUAGGCUUCUAGGGUUUUGCGUGGAAGGAGAUGAACAGAUACUUGUCUACGAGUUCGUUCCCAACCAGAGCCUUUAUUAUUUCCUCUUUGACCCAACAAAGAAGAGUCAGCUAGACUGGAAAAGUCGGUACAACAUCAUUGGUGGGAUUACACGAGGGCUUCUCUAUCUUCAUCAAGACUCAAGGCUCACCAUCAUUCACCGUGACAUCAAAGCAAGUAACAUUCUUUUAGAUGAGCAUAUAAACCCUAAAAUAGCGGAUUUUGGAAUGGCAAGGAAUUUCAGAGUGGACCAAACGGAGGACAUGACAGGAAGAGUCGUUGGAACCUUCAGUUACAUGCCUCCAGAGUAUGUGACACAUGGCCAAUACUCUACCAAAUCUGAUGUCUAUAGCUUUGGAGUAUUGGUUUUGGAGAUUAAUCUCCCGCAGACGGCAGAUCGACCAGAAAUGUCUACAAUCUUUCAAAUGCUUACCAAUAGCUAUAUUAUUCUACCUGUGCCUCGGCCACCUGGCUUUUUCUUCAGGAACGGACCCAAUUUAGACCAUUUAACGUAUGGAUCCGAGCCGGGCCAAUCCAGCAGCAAGUCCGUUCCUUCACUCACGUCAACGCGCUACAAAAUAUAA